AUGGCUGCCCACACCACCAAAAUAUAUCCAUUAGGCUCUCCUCAAAAUCACAUUGAAAUGUGUGGAACUCAUGAAUUGCCGAUUGAUAUGAUAUGUGAGGACUGUGAUGAAUUCAUUUGUGGUGAUUGUGCAAAAUCUAACCAUAGAGAUCAUGCCUGGAAGACUAUAUCUACGGCUGCCAUCGAAAGGAGAAAAGGUUUACAUAAAUUUCUGAAAAAGAUUAAGGAAGAAGAUCUACAUAACGUUGAUGAGAAGCUAAAGAAGAUUCCACAACAGAUCACAGAAAAUAAGCAACGGUGUGACUUUGAAAUUGAAAAGCUUCAGAAACAUUAUGAUGAGAUAAUGGCCAGGCUAACAAAAAUAAAAAAUCACCAUGAAAAUACGAUGAAAGAAAGUUCAGUUAAAAAGAAUGAUCAACUGAAUCAUGUGAAAUCUGAAUUAGAGAAGAAAAAGAAAGGAAUUUUGGACACAUUAAAAUUUAUGGAGGAGAACAACAGCACCAUGUCAGAUUACAGCUUGAUUGACAACCACAGAGAACUGACAAAAUUGCUGUCUGAAGUCGAGGUUCAUAUGACAAAAUAUGAACACUCGGUGAGAUUCACUAGAGGUGAAAUUAAUGAAGAAUUUCUUGAAUCUUUGGUUGGAAAGACAUUGGACUUGGAUAAUAUUGGUGCAACUCAAGAAAAUAAAUUUCAACAUGGAGAAAAAAGAAUACUUUCUCUGGAGAAAUUCAGUGAGGACCAAUGUUACAUAUAUGAACUAAAUUCAAAAUACAUAGAAAAAGUCAAUCAACAAGGCACAAAAGAACAUAGAUUUAGUACUAAUACUAAAAUUAAUGACAUAUGUGUAACUGAUAAUAGAGAUGUUUAUUUCACUAACAUCAGUAAAAAUUCCAUCAGCUGUCUGUCACCAUCAGGAUCUGUCUCUACAAUCAUCAGUACAGAACCACUGGGACCAGUCGGAAUCUGUCAGGCAAUAAACGGUGGCCUACUGCUCACCUUGACAGACUUAGAAUCAGAUCUUUAUAAAUUAGAUUCAAACAGCAGACGUCUGGUGAGACACAUCACUGUGACAGGUGACGUCAUCCAUGAGUAUGAGUACCAGGAGGAUGGUCAGACCAGACUGUUUACAUUGCCAGUUAGAGUCAAACAGAACAAAAAUAAAGAUAUCUGUGUUGUGAACAGUACAAGUGAAACAACAGGUGAACUAGUGAUUAUGUCUCCCUCUGGUCGUAUGAAGUCUGUCUACCGUGGACAAAACCUCUCAGAGGACUUUAGGCCAGGUAAUGCAGAGUGUGACUCCCUCUGUAACAUCCUCGUACCUGACAUUAACAACAACCAGAUCCAUUUACUGAGUCCUGAAGGGUUGUUCCUGAAGUUUUUGCUGACAGAGGAUGAAAUUAAAUAUCCAUGCUCACUGUCCCUAUACAGGUCUACACUAUGGGUAGGAUACUUGAAAGGACAUGUCAAAGUGUUUCAGUACAGAAUAUAG
Messenger RNA from Saccostrea cuccullata (small rock oyster), 1491 nucleotides. RefSeq lists its product as uncharacterized. The transcript has a single exon. The record is from RefSeq and is a predicted model, not a curated record. Gene Ontology annotation, molecular function: zinc ion binding. NCBI's taxonomy places the organism in Eukaryota, Metazoa, Mollusca, Bivalvia, Ostreida, Ostreidae. Bases 1 to 1491 code for a protein of 496 amino acids.